Emiliania huxleyi CCMP1516 is the source of this 603-nucleotide messenger RNA. RefSeq lists its product as hypothetical. The transcript is spliced from 3 exons. Bases 1 to 603 code for a protein of 200 amino acids. The record is from RefSeq and is a predicted model, not a curated record. NCBI's taxonomy places the organism in Eukaryota, Haptophyta, Isochrysidales, Noelaerhabdaceae.
AUGGACAGUGAACGCCGCUCCGACGCGCUGCGGCUCUUCGGCCUGCACCGGCGGCCGUCAGUCACUGCGGACGACCUGCGAGAGGCAUACGACCGAGCUGCAAAGCUGCAGCACCCCGACCGCGGCGGCGAGCCGUUUCUGUGGCAGCGCAUUCAGCAGGCGUACGACGAGCUGCGCUCCAAUGAAGCCGCAAAGGCGGCCCGCGCCGCCUUCCACGCUAUCGCGGGCCGCGUCUGCCCGGGCAGGCUGUACGAGUACGCCUCUGCGGAGGAGCACGCUGCCGCCGUGACCGCGUUCCGGCGCGCAUGCCUGGCCUUCCGCGUGCUGCGGGACGCCGAGCGGCGGCGCGUCUACUACGCCGUCGGCUUCGGCGGGCUGCGCGCCUCGGAGGCGUACCAGGAGGAGAGCGUGUUCGAGGUCGAGGCGUGGGAGGUGCGUCGCUCCUUCCUCGAGGGCGACGAGCAGGGUGACCGAGAGUACCUGCUGCUGCACGGGCCUGAGGGGCCUCCGCCCGACCCUACCGCGGCGGCGCGCUACGAGGCGCGGCGCCAAGCCCAAGAAGGGCCGCCUGCCUGGUGGCACCGCAUCACUCGAUCGUGGUGA